Mercenaria mercenaria is the source of this 13082-nucleotide messenger RNA. Its product is annotated as dmX-like protein 2. The record is from RefSeq and is a predicted model, not a curated record. Gene Ontology annotation, biological process: vacuolar acidification. The coding region runs from base 99 to 10073 and encodes 3324 amino acids. Gene Ontology annotation, cellular component: RAVE complex. Gene Ontology annotation, molecular function: protein binding. NCBI's taxonomy places the organism in Eukaryota, Metazoa, Mollusca, Bivalvia, Venerida, Veneridae. The transcript has 48 exons.
UCGUAACAAAUCCAAGAUGGAAGACAUCAAAUGACAUUUCCACAAUUUUCUACCAGAUAAUCAAUACUUCUGCUUUAACUAGAAAUUUCUAUUCUUGAAUGAUGAACAGGCAUCAGGUUUUAACUGGUGCCUGUAAUUAUGGCGAGAAAUGUCAUGCAGUUGGCAGCGUAGAAGGCAUUCAUUUCACUGUGUAUGCUGCUGGGUGUGACAUUGUGAUUUUAGCAAGUGACCUUCAGAGGGUACAGAUAAUUCCAGGGGUGACCCAUGGUAAUGUGAAGGUCAGUUGUAUAGAUGCUUCCACUGACUCUGGAAAGAUUGUAGCAUCCUAUUUACAGAAGGUGUAUAUAUUUGAACCAGCGCCCCUUUUACACCAUGAUAGUACCCAUAAAUUGGAUUAUCACUGGUACCAGACUGCUGUGUUUGAGGCAGACUGUGUUGUACAGUGUCUCACAUGGAAUUUAGAAGGAAGUAAACUGCUGACAGGUGGUGAAGUGAUACAGCUGUGGUCUGUGUCACAAGAUGUGCAUGAGGACAGCCAUCAAAAGAAGAGUGUCAAGUUUUCACUUGGACACGGUGAGCUAGGGCACGGACAUGAAGAAACUGUUCAACCUGAACAUGAAGUAGAAACUGUGUGGGAAAACAUCUGGAAAUGCAAACCAGCCACUCCAGUUCAUCAUUUACAGUUUUCACCAGAUGGACUUUUGUUCGCCUCAGUAGGAACGCAUGACCGGUUAGUAAAGAUCUGGUAUGAAGACAGAAAAAUACAACUUCCUCUGUCUCAUGCAGACAGUAUUGUCAGUCCAAAAUCAGAGAAGUUAAACUUCUCCUUCAUUUACAUCGCACAUCCAAGAGCUGUUAAUGGGUUGUCAUGGAGAAAGACGAGCAAGUAUAUGCCAAGAGGAUCUGUUGCUAAUAUGUUGAUAACAUCGUGUAAAGAUAAUGUAUGUCGUGUAUGGUCAGAAACGAUUCUUCCGGACGAUGGGCUCGUUGACCUGGAACAGUUUGAGCCCAAUUCUUCAUUUGACCCCAAAUUUCACAUGCAGAGGCACAAAAAGAGGUUCAUGCAGAGAUUGAAAACUAUCAGGAUUCACAUGCACCAAUACGAGAGACAUGCCAUUCAUAAGAGGCGGAAACAUACAAAAUUAGGUCCAGAGAUGGUAAUGAGUAUGCCAAGUUUGAGUAGCGUCAAUAGUGCACAUGACUUCCACAAGUUCCACAUAUACCAGAAUGGAGUUGUUCCUGCUGUCCACUUCCAUUUAGCAGCCAGUAUUAACCCCGAGACAGAUAUUCCAUUACUACCUGUGGUGAGCCAUAAAGGUGUGGAACACAAUUUUCAACUACACUGGUUAAACAAUAAGGAGCUACAGUUUACGAUGGAGUCUGAGAAAAUUUUGCAAGAGAUGCACAAACACGGCAUAUACGAAGAUCCGGAGAGUGAUCCUCAUACCCAUAUGGGAAGUCAUACAGACUCAGACAGUGAUGGUGAUCAUGAGGAACCAGAUGAAAAUGGUGUUUGGCAGAAGAAGAGAAGAACUAUGUUUAAAAACAGCAAAACUAAAGGAUCCGGCAAAGAUCUACAUGGUUUAGGAUACCAUACAGGAACUAGCUCCAGUUUAGGAUCAGAUAUGUCAGACCCCAUGUCUAGCCCAGAGUCACAUAGUUCCCUACUUGACAGUAUAGACAGGAAAAUAGAAGGUUUAUUAAAGGACUGGCACACAAAUGCAGAUAUGUUGUUUAGUAUCCACCCUGUGGAUGGUAGUUUUCUUGUGUGGCAUAUUGAUUGGUUGGAUGAGUAUACACCAUUCUCAUUUCGGCAAGCCCAAAUUAGCUUCUCGUCUCGGCUCCCACGAGCUUUCCCAAUUCCUGACGCAAGAUCAAUGGAAAGUACUCCGCUUAUGUACUGCAACUACAGCAAAAUGGACAUCAAGUCUGCCAUGAAAAUAUCAGAGGGAGAUAAAAUUGACUUAAAAUUUAAACAGUCGUCUGCUGCGACUGGGAAGUCAUCUCCUGGUCAGAAUGACAAUAUGUUGAUUCCAAAUGUGUUAAUGAUCUCAAAACAUUCCAAUGGCUCCCUAAACCAAUGGCAAAUCAGUUUUGCAGAAGAGUCGAAGUUUAAAACAGUAGUAAGUGUCGCACAUGUAUCGCGAGCAUGUGGACACAGAUUUAGGACAAAUACCGCAACAUGUCACCCAGCCCUUCCACUCUUAAUUACAACCUCGCAACAUAGCAUUCCAAAAUCAGCAGCUGAUAACAGCAGUCUAGAUAUAGAGGAUGACGACAUUGAUGAAAAUGAUGCAAGAAAAACGGGAUUUGUUUACUGCAGUGAACUUAUUCUCUGGAGAGUAGAUCCUGUGGGACCGCUAUCAAAGUCUGGUGGUAUUGUAGAACUAGCAAAGAUUAAUUCAACAAAACGAUCAGCUUUCUGCAAUGUUGCUUGGGUUCCAACAUUACUACCAAGCACUAUCCUUGGAGCAUACAGCAACUCUCCGAGCACUUUGUUUGUAGCCUCAGACGGUGACUGUUUGAAACUGUACCAAGCAGUUAUAGAUGCUAGAUCACUUCUUACUGAAGUUAACUCAAGAAAAGAGUUUAUGAGUUUCUGUAGCACAACAAGUUCAGGAUACAGCUAUGAGGUACAGGAACCCCCGUCAGAAUUGUUCAAUGUUGUCAGCGUCCAGUCCUCAGCACGUCCAGGCUGUAUUAUAGAACUUGAUGCUUUCACUCAUACUCAGCAGAUGUGGCAAUGUACACAACUACUGCACGUGUUUCAAGAGCCCCUUGUGACUGGAAAAAGCAGUAUCAGGGGAGAUAACAAUAUUGACCCAAUAGUUGACUUGCGCAAUACCGGCUCAUUUGAGGAAAACUUCUUUCUUGUUGGGCUUGAGAAGUCGUUGGAAGGCUUGUCAACACUUCACAUGUGGAAGAUGACGAUUUCUUCAGCGCAAGUCGGAUCGGCUAUAUCUGACAAUAUUGGAGACAAGACAUACAUGAUGGACUAUACAAUAGUCAGUGAGGACGGCUCAAAUCCUCCUUCACGUAGCGGUACGCCGGAAAUUCCAAACCCAAAACCUGCAACUGCUAAACUUCUUGUCUCCACUACAAAGGUAACAUGUCAAAAAUUACCUCUACCAGAUGGGGUUGAGGUGAAAUGUGCUAAUGUAUCGGCUGGUCAUCUUAGCUCCGCCUCCAUCUACCCAGCAUGCCUUGCUCCAUAUCUUCUAGUCACAGCAUGCUCUGAUGGAAGCAUCAAAUUUUGGAAGUGCAAUACGAGUUCUGUGAUAAGUGGUCUAGUCAGUAUAGGUGGUGUUGGGUCAGCUAGUGUGUUAUCCAUGAAGAGUUUUGAGUUUGGUGUAGAGGAGGAGGAUGGCGUCCGCAAACAGAGAAGAAAAUCAUGUGUGGUGAAUGUUAACCAGGAUAUGACAUACAACUGGGUUCCCUGGAGUCCAGUGUACAGGGAGGAUAAGUCAAGUGAUAUACACAUUCAAGGGAAGCCAUUGACAGUGAGUUGUGCAUACACAGGGAGAGUGGCAGUAGCUUACAGAAGUACUGGACAUAAACACCAUGGCACAGCACCUAACAGUCGCUUCUUCAACCUGUGUGUUGUGAUAUAUGAGUGUGAAUCAACUGGUGGUUCACAGUGGAUAAAGGAAGACACAAUAGAACUUCGUAACAUUCGAAUACCGGAGAGUCAUGUCGAGGUUGACCUUGACCUUAGUCCAGAUGCCAGUCUGUCACACAGUGACACAGAAAGUGUGAAUCAGACACUUCCACUGGCCUCCAGCUUCAUCAAUAUGUGUCGCACAAAGUCCGUGCCAAGCUUGAGUGCCCUGUAUUGUGCCAGGAAAGAGCAGGACGACCAUGAAGAUAAGCUGGACAUAAUGAGACAGAAACAUUUGGUGCAACUAGACUGGGUCUCUACAGAGGAUGGUUCUCACAUACUUACAGUCGGGGUCGGCUCUAAGAUCAUGAUGUAUGCUCAAGUCUCAAACGAUAUUGUACAGGAGUCUAAAAAGGACAACCUUGAAGAUAAAUCCAGUGUAGGUACAACUUCAAUGAAUGAACCAGGAGUAAAGAUGAGCCUUUCAGAUAGGAGUAGUGGACGGAGGGCAAUGUUGCAGAAAUCUAAAUCAAUGGUUGUGGAUGAUUACCAAGAGGUGUUGCAGUGGAUGAAAUUGCGUAGUAUUGAUUUAACAACUGCUGAUGGAUUACCUCCCUUGCCAAUGCAUAUAUCAUGGGUUCGUGGUGGAAUCUUAGUUGUUGGUAUGGACAAUGAAAUGCAUGUGUACUCCCAGUGGCGAUGGUCGCAAGGAGCAGAUGACACUGGCUUAGACACUGCAGAUAGUUUUGAUAUUAGAAAUUUCGAAGACAGAAACUUUUCAACAGUUGAUCUACAUAAAGAAGCAAUGAUACAGAGUAAGAAAAGUCUUCCAUCUAUAAGAUCAUCUCUCUCAGUGCCAAACUUUAAAAGAUUUGCAUCAAAUGUGUUCAAGAAGGAGUCCAUGAAAAGUAGUCCUAAUAUGCGCAAAAAGACCAGUAAAGGUAAUUUAGAACGUAGUGAAAGUAGCAUGAGUUUGACUGUCAUUCACGAGUUUGGACUUUUUGAGGCAGCCCAUCAGGCCAACCCUGUUCUGCCACAGUAUCACCCUAAAUCUUUGAUGGAGUUGCUAAACUUCGGUAAAGUGAGACGUGUGAAAGCUAUUCUAGCCCAUCUGGUUCGCUGCAUUGCUGGUCGUGAAGCCACAAAUACGGCACAGGUCAAUGAAAUGAAUGUAGAUGAUGCAAAGCUCUAUAGACAAAGGACGGUGUCAAUGUCGCAAAGCCCAGGUGAAACACCUGUAUUAAAUGGAGAAGUUACUCUGGACUAUGUUGAGAUUACGUCAAUUCCACUACUACCUUUAUAUGCUCUCCUGGCUGCUGAUAAUGACUCCAGUCAGGCAACAGCAGACAUUUCCACACAUGCAGGUCAUGUGAGUCCGAGUGACAAGUCAGAUUACAAAGACCUCUUUCAGACAAAUGUUUUUGAUGAAGAAGAAUUAGACACCAAUGUUCUAUCAUCGUCUGUAGAUGACAAGCCGCGUUUAAUUCGAUCAUCUUCGUCAAGUGGGGUGACAGUCAAUCCAUACCAUUUUAGCGCAUCACAAGCUCAGUUGCUUGGAAAACACCUGACCCACAUGCACCUGCCUGGACUGUCGGGCCAGGAUCAGAUGUACCUAUUGGCACUGGCAGACACAGUGGCUCAAACUAAAACAGACUUUGCUGAGAGUUUUGAACCUUCAAGUUCCCUGCAACAGGAUGGUACCCACACAGCAGACACUCUGGACGACUGUGGUCUGAGAUUUUUGUUGGCAAUGAGACACUACCAUUAUCUGAUGAGGUCUUUACCUCCAGUACAGAGAGUGCAGCUACAUAAACAAGGAUUAAAGACUUUCAACUUAGUCUGGGCUUUCCAUUCCGAGGCCACUGAGGAGUUAUUGUCCUUAAUCCCAACUAGCCCUGGAUCUGGAUUGACCUGGGUUGAUCUAAGAACAUAUGGUGCUGGUUGGUGGAUCCAAAAUAUUAAUGUCCUGAAAAGAACUACAGAAAAAUUAGCAAAAGAUGCUUUUCAAAAGAAAAAAGAUCCGAUGGAUGCAGCUCUUUUUUACCUGGCAAUGAAAAAGAAAAAUGUCCUGUGGGGAUUAUUCAGAUCAAUUGACAAUAAGAAGAUGGCAGACUUCUUCAGGAAUGAUUUUAGUCAGGACCGAUGGCGUAAGGCAGCAUUAAAGAAUGCGUUUGACUUGCUUGGGAAACAAAGGUUUGAACACGCAGCUGGAUUUUUUCUGCUGGGAGGAUCUCUAAGUGAUGCCGUAGAGGUGAUUUUGGACAAGCUGCACGACAUUCAGCUAGCACUUGUUGUAUGUCGAUUGUAUGAUGGAGAGGACAUGAUGAGUGACCCUGUCAAGAAGAUUUUACAAACAAACAUCCUGGGAAAGGAAGAUGCCACACAAACAAACAAUGUCAAGAUGCACCCAGAUCCUUUUCUAAGAAGCAUGACUUACUGGCUGUUUAAAGACUACAGGAAUGCUUUGCAGACCUUAUUACAAAAUGAGUCGGGAAAAGCUCUAAAUGGCACUACAGACUCAGAAACAUUUUCAAUUUCCAAUGUGUUCAAUUUCUACAACUAUCUCCGUACACAUCCACUUCUUAUCCGUCACAAAAUCGCCACAGUAGCACCAGUUCUGAAGAAUAAAAGUCUUAUAAGUGGAUUUACAAAGCAACAGAACAUAGUUGGAAGUCCCGAAGAUGAAGUUGCGACAGUUGUAGAUAGAGUUACGCCAAUGGAGAGAAGACUUUUCUUUGCAACAGCGCAUUCUCAUUACAAAAAUGGAAAUCCAAUUUUAGCACUAGAAGUCCUGUCCAAACUGCCAGUUGUAACAUUGUCAGAGGAAGAAUAUGACCUGGACACACUAGUAUCGAAAAGCGGAAGUGAUUUGUGUAUAAAUACAGGAAAUCUGUCGGAUGUUAGUGACUCUUCUCUCCAAAAUGGUGGCGAGUCGGAAAAAAUGAAAAAUGGCAGUACAGCUGACUGGAGUAAACCACUGUCGACAACACAGAAGGCAGAAGAGUUUGAUUGGAGUCAGCCAACAUCAAGUAAAGUUAACACAACAGCUGAUUCUCUAGAUUGGAGUCAACCCCUCCCGCGAUUUGAGGAGGAAGAUGAACUGAAAUUAGAUUUUGGCUUGUCAGAAAGUGAAGAAAGCGAUUCUGACGAUACAAAAGAUAAAACCUAUGACAAUAAACAAGAUGCCGAUGCUAUUCCAAGCAUUGUUGUAGGAGAUGUUGACAGUGCAGAAACCCCAAGUACCCUUAAAUGUCCAAUUGAGCGAAAGAAUCGGCAGCAAGAAUUGGACAUUUUUGCACAGCAGUACAAAUUCAUUGCAUGCUUGAAAGUGAUGAUGGAGGAGAUGCAGACAUUAGCCACUGGAUUUGAGGUGGACGGUGGUCAGUUGAGAUACCAGGUUUACAUCUGGUUGGAGAGGGAAGUUGAAGCUUUACGGCUGCUCUGUAAUUACGGUCAUGAAGACGACCUCGCAGACGAUGAACGGACUAUUGUCAAUGAAGGUGGCUAUGAGAAUGAUGAUCUAAGGAAUGAGUCUCCGCAGCCGUUCGUCCGCAAAGGAUCAGCACGAUCAGACACUUCCCUGAACAAACCAACAUUACACGAAGUCUUAAUAGCAGAAAAGAUGGACCUUGAUGCCAAAAUGGAAAGAAUGGGUCAACGUAAGCAAUGGUUGCGACAGAAUUCACAGUUGUUACGCACUUUGGUAGCAUACUGUGUACUUCAAGGUGCGGCUGGUGGCGGGAUUGCAUCAGUGCAGAUGGAAUUGUUACUGUUGUUGCAAGAACUUCAGCAGGAGAAACCACAGCAACAGCUGUUGUCACCGCUGCCAUUCCCGACAACAUUACCUUUGCUCUCGGCAGCUAUAGCUAGUUCAAAAACUGUAACGGCAGAUCCAAUACAACAUAUACAAUGUUUGUCUCAAGAUCUGUUACAUUCUGUGAUAGAGUUCACGUCCCCUCCAGGUCUCGGCAGCCCGCUACACACUGUGUUAGUGAUGAGGAAUCUAAGUGUGGCCCUUGCCUCCUGUGUCUACCAGUGUCUGUGCGACAGUGAUAGCUUUGUAGUGUCUCUCAGUGAAAACGUGGAUGUAGGAUUUGAGGGGUUUUAUAAUGGUGCCAAUUUUGUCUGUGAUGCUAGUCAUUUGAUGUCUGGGGUAAGAAGGAUGAGGUACAAGUCAAUUACUUCAGCUGAUGAUAUGGUCAAUACCCAACCCUCUAAAUGGCCAGGUGUGACAUCACUGCGUGUUCUGCUGGCUCGAGAGAAAGACGAGGAUUCUCCCAAGUUGAAUAUUUUACUGACAGAGUGUCUGUUUGCCGUGUAUGUCAGCCUUGUAAUCAAUGCACUCGCAACAUACGACUGCUUCCUUCUGUAUCGACUUACAGCACAUCAGUUUGAUACGAAGCUAUGGUCUUCCUUGUUUGGGGGCGGAGUUAAGACAGUGAUCAAACUAGGCAGCACAUCUCCACGACUCGGAAAAAAGUCAGAUGACAUGUACAACAAGAGAUUACAGUUGAACAGGAAAAUCAUGGGGCAGCAGAGAACAGAUAGCAGGAAAACUUUCAAGGAGAAAUUUGUCCCUCCAGAGUUGAGCAUGAUCACAUUUUUCAUGACAAAACCUUUCGUGGAUGCGAAUUCGGACACAGAGUUUGGAUAUAACUCAGAUGAUUCCAUGUCAUCAGAGGAGGAACAGGAUAGUGAUGAAGAUUAUGAAGAGGAGUUGAACAGGCCAAGAACAUUAAAUCUUCCAAAUGUACAGCAGCAUUCUGAUCCCAGCUCCUACGCAUGGUCUAUAAUUAGAUACACAGCUGUGAAACUAAUUUUGCACAAUCUGUCUUCUUUCCUGCCACAAAUUGGCAUAGAACUUCAAGAGUUACCUGUGUGUUCACCAUUGCUUCAUGCGUUAUUGCGAACGUUAGAACAGUGGCAGGAAGUGUUGCUUGGGAAACUAGAAUUGUUUGCCGCUGCCCCUGACAACUUCAUUCCAGGUGUGGAAGUUGAGGUCAUCCCUGGAGUUCCAAAAACAAAAUACAGAGCACUGCUGAACAAAAGCAACAGCCCAUUUAUUGACAGUCCAGCCACUCUGCCAAUAAAAAGGCUUUGGUUCCAUUUGUUGCGUCAGGAUAAGCUACGUGAUAUAUUUGUACGCUAUGUGUUCAAAAAACAGAAACUGCUAGAUCAGAGUGAAAGAGAGGAUUCCUCUAUGGAUGGACUUGACUCGCCAAAGGUUCCGGAGCCUUUCAAAAUAAUUCAUAAAGAGCAAGAUAUCAUAACAGCAUUUGCUAUUAACCAGAAUGAAAAUCUGCUUAACACACAGGCCAAUGCAAGUUGUUUAACGUUAUCCACACAGAAGGAGUUGAUAGAGCUUGACAUACAUAACCUGUUGAAUCCACCGUCAUGGCUCGAUGAUGAAAAUGAGAUGGACAUAGAGUCAUUUAACAAUCCAUCCCCGGUUAACCCAACAGAAAAUGUGGACUUCCUUGUGGUACAGACCCCAGCAGAUACAACUUUACACGCUGGUAGUGGUUCAAACACCCCGCUGACCAACCAUUCAUCAGCAGCUUCAACUCCAAGUGUACACCUGGCUCCCGGCCAGAUAGCUCUAGCACAGACUGGCAGAGGAACCACUGUGGUUUCAAGACGUCCCAUAUCUGGUGUACGCAGAAUCAGCUCGCAUCCUUCUUUACCCCAUUAUUUGACAGGCAACUCAGAUGGCUCUGUGAGGUUAUGGGAAUGGGGUCAUUCCCAGCCCCUGGCUAUGUUAAGAGCACCUGGGACAUUUCCAAAAGUCACCAAAGUUCUCUUCAACUCUCAUGGAAAUAAGUGUAGUGUGAGUGACAGUGAAGGUAACUUGUGUCUUUGGCAAGUAGGUCCUGGUAUCAACUUCAACAAACCUAUCAUGAGUGUACAGUGUCACAAUAAGACAACUAGCGACUUUGUGUUCGUUGGUUCAUCAAGUUUAAUUGCAACAGCGGGAAACUCGUCAGAAAGUAGGAAUGUUUGUCUCUGGGAUACUCUUCUACCUCCAAGGAGUGCAUGUGUCCAUGCAUUUAUGUGUCAUGAACAUGGAAGCCCAGCCUUGGUAUAUGCACCACAUCAUCAGUUGUUGAUUAGUGGAGGUAGAAAAGGUGAAAUCUGUAUAUUUGAUAUUCGUCAACGUCAAAUGAGACAUACAUUCCAAGCACAUGAAUCAAUAAUUCGUUGUCUAGCAAUGGACCCUGAGGAGGAGUACUUUGUCACAGGAUCAGCAGAUGGAGAUGUAAAGGUUUGGGGACUUGACGUUCAUCAAUUGAUUGUAGCAUUCCAAGGUGAACAUACGAGAAGUAAUACGUUCUUCAGAAGUGUGGGAUCGGCAACUGGCGUCACUCAAGUAGCUAUAGGACCGAAACAUCACUUGUUUUCCUGUGGUGUUGAUGGAUCGAUGAAAUUUCGAGCUCUGCCAGAAAGGGACACUAUAGUUAGAUACUGGAACAGUUAGAAAUUCUUAGAAAAGGAAAUUGAGGGCCAGAUGUUAAACUGUUCUACCUGGGUAAUACCUAGGUACUUGUGUUCACAUAGAGUAGUUUUGCUUCAAAUUUUUCAAAUAUAAAUUGAUAUUGUACAGCAAUAGCCACUGUGUGAUAUAUGUGUUUUUAUCAGAUAAACUACUGAUCUAUUUAUAGUGAAACUGUUUGUUAGACUACAUGUAUAUGGUUAUAUCAUGUUAUUUUACAUUUAUUGAAAAUAUAAGAUGGAUAUUAAAGAUAUAAUACUGAGCUGUAGAUAUUGUACUUAGCAAAGAUUAGUCAUAGAUAGUAGAACACAUGUAACUAAACCUUCAAGCUUCCAGUAAUGACAGAUUGCUAAAUUGUCUGGUGGUGCUGUUUAAACUUAAUGUAGCACCACAUGAGAUUCCAGUCCGCAGCCUACAUGCUAAGAAAGCCGUGUCCCUACAUGGCUGUGGAGAUAUUUUAAUAACAUGUUGACUUGUAAGCUGUUAUUUAUCAUGUUAAAAAAAUUUGACCCAAGUCAUCAAACCUGAUAGGAUUGUUAUUCAGCAUUUCAAGUUGUACACCUGGGGUUUUGUUUAGGAUUUCUCUCAGUAAGACCAGAGAUAUGUUAUUUGACUUAGUACAAAAUAUGCAUGAAGGGCCUGAAAGUAUUGCAUAUAUUAUAUAUUGGACUUUCAUCAUGGCCUGACAGUUUAUUUUCACUAGAUGUAAAUUUAAGGGAAAAUCUGUACUGGUACUGAUGAUAAACCCGGACAGAAAUGAGUUUUUUUUACCUGUAACUUUUUUUAUUUCUGCAACUUUUUAUUAAAAUAAUGCUUAGCUCUUACUGAAUAAUUGACCUAAUUAUGUCUCCCCCAGGAGACAUAUUGUUUUUGCCUUGUCCGUCCGUCCGGACGUCCGUAUGUCACACUUCAUUUCCGAGCAAUAACUGGAGAACCAUUUGACCUAGAACCUUCAAACUUCAUAGGGUUGUAGGGCUGCUGGAGUAGACGACCCCUAUUGUUUUUGGGGUCACUCCGAUCAAUAACUAGAGAACCACUUGACCCAGAAUGUUGAAACUUCAUAGGAUGAUUGGUCAUGAAGAGUAGAUGACCCCUAUUGAUUUUAGGGUCACUCCGUCAAAGGUCAAGGUCACAGGGGCCUGAACAUUGAAAACCAUUUCCAAUCAAUAACUAGAGAACCACUUGACCCAGAACGUUGAAACUUCAUAGGAUGAUUGAUCAUGAAGAGUAGAUGACCCUUAUUGAUUUUGGGGUCACUCCUUCAAAGGUCAAUGUCACAGGGGCCUGAACAUUGAAAACCAUUUCUGAUCAAUAACUAGAGAACCACUUGACCCAGAAUGUUGAAACUUCAUAGGAUGAUUGUACAUGCAAAGUAGAUGACCCCUGUCUAUUUUGGGAUCACUCCAAUAAAGGUCAAGCUCACAGGAGCCUGAACAUUGAAAACCAUUUCCGGUCAGUAACUUGAGAACCACUUGACCCAGAAUGUUGAAACUUAAUAGGAUGAUUGGUCAUAAAGAGUAGAUGACCCCUAAUGAUUUUGGGGUCAAUCUGUGAAAGGUCAAGGUCACAAGGGCCCGGACAUUGAAAACCAUUUCCGCUCAGUAACUUGAGAACCACUUUACCCAGAAUGAUGAAACUUCGUAGGAUGAUUGGUCAUGCAGAGUAGAUGAACCCUAACAAUUUUAGGGUCACUCUGUUAAAGGUCAAGGCCACAGGGGCCUGAACAUGGAAAACCAUUUCCAAUCAGUAACUUGAGAACCUCUCGACCCAGAAUGUUGAAACUUCAUAGGAUGAUUGUUCAUGCAGAGUAAAUGACCCUUAUUGUUUUUGGGGUCACUCCAUUAAAGGUCAAGGUCACAGGGGCCUGAACAUUGAUAACCAGUUCCGAUCAAUAACUUGAGAACCACUUGACCCAGAAUGUUGAAACUUCAUAGGAUGAUUGAACAUGCAGAGUAGAUGACCCCUAUUGAUUUUGGGGUCAGUCUAUUAAAGGUCAAGGUCACAGUGGCCUGUUCAUGUAAAAUCAUUUUUUGGAAAUAACUUGAGAACCACUUGACCUACAAUGUUGAAACGUAAUAGGAUGAUUGGACAUGCAGAGUAGAUGACCCCUAUUUAUUUUGAGGUCACUUGAUCAAAGGUCAAGGUCACAGGAGCCUGAACAGUGACUUGAGAACCACUAGGCCACGAGUGUUGAAAUUUAGCGGGAUGACUGGACAUGCCAAGUAGAUGAUCCCUAUCAGGGCUCCGGAAAUUUGCCGGUUUGUCGGUUUUGGACCGAUUUUUGACUUUUCAGACCGAUUCCUGGAGUGAAAAAAUCAAAAAAAUCGGUCCCGUAAAAAUGAAUUUUUUUUAUAAAUUACGGUCUGAAAUCUCAAUACACGAUGACCGGCCAAGCAGGAAACUGUUGGUCGCACCCUCAGAUAAUCAAUAAACGUGUCAAACGGUCUGAUUGUCACCUUGAUAAUCGGUCCGUAAUUAGCGCGUGACGCAAUCAGUGCUCGCGCGGCACAUCCUUUAAUGUUUGCAGACAGCCGACUGCAAUGUAUUAAACAUUUUUGACUGGUUUCCAAUUGUUUCUGACUGGAUCCAAAUGGUUUCGACUGGGAUCCACUUCUUUUUAGAAUCCGACGGAUGUCUUUUUUCUCAAAAGGCUACAUGUUUGAUCACGGGUAAAAAACAAAUGGUCACUGCAUUUAAUGAGACAUCACACGGGAAACCGAUAUAAAUAAUUUUUAUAAUUACUUGAUUUCUAAAAAUUACAUAAUUCAUUUGUUGGGACUCCAGUUGAAACAAGUACAGAAAAUCGUCUUUGCAACCCGACUGUACAUAAAAAAACAAGAGCACCGCCUUGCGGGUGCUGACGCUCAUCUGAUUUUUUUUUGUGUAAUAGAAAUAUUGUCCUACCCAUGAUUUUCUAAGUCUAAAAAGGGGCAUCAUUCUUGCAAAAAGCAGGAUAGAGUUAUGUUUCUUGAUGUUCAGUGUCCACAUAUGAUG